Molecule: messenger RNA, 1293 nt
Organism: Verticillium nonalfalfae
Lineage: Eukaryota; Fungi; Ascomycota; Sordariomycetes; Glomerellales; Plectosphaerellaceae
Exons: 1
Coding region: 1-1293 (430 amino acids)
Source: RefSeq, a predicted model, not a curated record
AUGCUCCAAGCCAGUAAGUCUCUUGAGCUAACGGUCGUUAGCCUCACCUACGAAAAUGACAUCGGCAUCCCAUUUAUCCUAAUGAGCAAGGCUCCCGGCCAUCCCCUUGCGAAGUACGACUGGCGAACACGUACCCAUGAACCUUCUGGACAGAGCAGUUCUGCGACGCUUCCACGUGUUUUGACGAACGAAGAGAAGAAGACCAUCAUGCGCCAGCUUGGAUGCUACGCUCGUCAGUUAUUCGGUCUCCGCUUUCCGACCAUUGGGUCGCUCUUCGAAGGCGACAAAGGUUAUUACGUCGACGAAUGUCUUUCUCCCGGGCACGUUCUGCAAGACCGGGAAACAAUUGAGGAUAUCCCGCGCGGUCCAUUUCAUCAGCAAGUAGACUAUUACUCCUCCCUCGCCGCAGCCCUUCAUCUUCAUGCCGAGCAGCUUCCAAUGGACCACCAUAUCCUUCGUGCGCCUAUUCCCGUCCCACAAGAAUACCCCAACUUCGCCAAGUACUACGCCGCCACUGAUCGCUGGAAUGACUUCGCGGCCCUUGGGGGAAUAGUGGAGUCUAGCAUGAAUCGAUUACAGUAUUGCCUCGCGAGCCAGCUCCUUCGGGACUCUAUCAUCCCCUGUAUGGUCCGUCCUGUCAGUCAAUCAGCUCCUGGCUUCCCCCUUCAUCACCACGACAUCAGCGUCCAGAAUCUGUUCGUAGACAAUGACCUGAACAUAACGUGUGUCAUCGACUGGGCAUUUUCCUCUACUGGCCCGCCGGCCCAACUUCUCACCACGCCAGGCCUACCACAUCCUAGGGACUUGGUGUUGGAUUUAUCCCUGGUAAGUGCCUUCCGCUUCGGCUUCGAAACUGAGAAUAGGAAGAUCGGUGGGUGUGUAAUCGAGCCCAACUUCUGGAUGGUCGGCCAGAUGGUCUCACGGUUCAUGCGCUUGGUGAAUCUGGAUGCAUUACAAGACUACAACCACCUGGAGGCACUCUGCACGCUUAACGGGGAACCUAGAACUCCUGGAGAAGACGGGGACGACACCAAUAGUCUGCCAGCUCUAUUGGAAGAACGAGAAACGAGACACGAUGCGCUCAUACUGGCCGGCAAGCUAGCAGAUGACGACGAGGAUGAAAGCGAGAUCCGUCGGCGGGAGCAGGAGUACUUCGGCGCAGUGGGCACUAAGAGACUCGCGUUAGCUCGUAAGGUGGCAGUUGCUGCCAAGAUGAACCCACGGUUUGUGGCAGAUAAGCGGCUGUGGCGCUGGGUUGAUGCAGUCACAGAGUAUUACGAUGGCGAGGUCUGA